This is a messenger RNA of Gryllus bimaculatus (two-spotted cricket), 9363 nucleotides long. Lineage: Eukaryota; Metazoa; Arthropoda; Insecta; Orthoptera; Gryllidae. The record is from the annotation of a GenBank genome assembly.
CAUCGACAAUUGAGGGUGCUGUGUAUAAUAUAGUUGCAUCAAUUCAUAUCCUUUGUUUUUUGUGGGUGGCUUUGUAUUUGACAGCAUCCAGCUGAUUGUUUCAAUAACAUCAUAAUUUGUCCACUGUUUUCGCUACAAUACGAAAUUUUGAAGUAUACAUCGAGUGAGUGUGUGCAAAUAUUUUAUUACGCAAGAAUAUGUCAUGAAUUCUCUGUGAGAAUGGCAUUUUCGAAAAUCAAUACAGAAACAUAACCCACAUUUUACUGCGUUCAUAAGUUGGCUGUUGCCUUCUGCUUUUUAAAUAGUAGCAGUAAAUAAGACUUAUGGCAGAAAUGGAAAAGUGUAAGCCACCCAAGAACAAAAAGAAAGGAAGACACAAACAGGAAGAUGGAGAAAUUGAUGGAUCCAUUCCAGAAGUUCCUAAAUUAGAAGAGUUAGUGGGUACUAGCUUUCAAGAUGCUGCUAGUUAUGCUAACGAUACUCAAAACUAUAAAUUCAUAGAAAGUGAAAUUAAGGAUGCUGUUGAGGAGAAUGCAUCUUCUGCUGCUAAUUGUAAAAUAGAAACUCCGGAAGAGAAACAUAGAGAGGAAGAAGUGAUUGAGAUACCUGUGUGUGCUCUGGACAUUGAUCUUUUAUCUGUCUCUGAUGUUAAAAUUGAUAUUACAUCCACCCAGCCAGUAUGUUUUCAGGAAAUGCAAGAAGGUGGUGUGGCUGCUGAAGACAGAAAUCUCUCAGGAACUGAAAUGAAAGAAAUACAUUCCUAUUCAGUCACUGUUGCAGAUGUUGUGCAAGCUGAUACACGUUUAGAAUCACCUCUUCAUGCAUCAGAUGCAAAGUGGAGUAAACCAGUUGUAAAUGAGGGUUGUAAACCGUCUGCACCAUUACCUUCACUUAAUGAGAAUGUUUUAUAUCCAGUUCUUCAUGAACAAGGAUCAGUACCCUCUGCACCUGCUAUGACUUCUGUAGUUAAGAAAGAUAUACCAGUAUGCCCAGAAAUUGUACAACCUCCUCCUUCAAGAAUAGAACCAGUUUAUCAGGAACGUGUCCAUGAAGUUGCCGAAGAAUUCAGGCCUUUAUCCGAAGUGCAAUUGUUAGCAUUGUACAAUAAUUCUGAAUUGGAAUCCAAUAUAGAAUUUGUCUCUGAAUUUGUUGAAAGUCAAUUGCAGGGAAUUAAACAACAACAUCACCUUUAUGAACUUCUAGUUAGUUACUUAAGAGCAAGAAACAGAUUAAUUGUCAAUUCAAUGGAACUGGAAUCCUUAAAGAAAGAAUGUAAAGAGCAUCAGAGUUGUUUGUGGACUGUUGAAACCUCUAUUGUAUCAGAAAGUGGAGAAUGUCAAGAUGGGAACCCUGUGUCAGCAUCCCAUGAAUACAAAGUAUCACACUUCAAUAAACUUGCUUUGGCUGCACUUCAGCGCUCUUUAACAUCAAUUAAAGAUCUUGUUAAUGAGGUUCAGUCACUAAAUUCUUAUUCUUCAGAAGUAUUGAGACUUCAAAUUGAGCAUUAUGUUCAGAGUGUUGCUUAUUCAUGUCCUGAAUUUUCUCAUCUACCUCAUAAUGCUCCAGUAAAUCUUAUUGCAGGUGACCCGCCGUUACAUGUUCUGCCACAUAUGACUGAACUUCGAGUAUGUGUAUCAAUUUUAUUUACAUUUCAGAGAAGAGUUGUUAAAGACCUUCAAUUUGUAAAUGAUACCAGAGAUUGGCUGUCAAGAUUAGUUGCUAUUCUUUUACGUGUUGCUUCAUGGAAAGAUCAUUUGUUUCUGUUGAACCAUGUGUUGAGAUGUCCUGCUGGAGUGGGAUCUUGGGCUUCUAGCUUUAUCCAGCCCCCUCCUCCAGUUAUCCUUCCUGCAAACAGAGUUCAACAUGAAUCAUCUCCUUUUACAAACCCUAAUUUAGAUCACAUGGUUGCAGCAUUGGCUACAAUUUUGUUGCCUGUUAGAGAACGAGAACAUUUUCUAGAACAGGCAAAACUAUCAUUAUUAUUUUCUGUAAUUUUUCAGGUGCAGUCAUCAUUGAGAGACUCUGUUGCAAGAGAGACUGAAAGUGAUAGUUUAUGGGUGUUAAUCGAUUCUGAAGGAGAAGAGGAUGAAGAUGUGAGCAAGUCAUGUUGGUCCAUUCUUAAAGAAAAUGACUUGGUGGCAUUGUUAAAUCAAAUUCCCCUGGAUUACAUGUUCAGACAUGUAUUGCUUGUUGAUCGGCGAGAUGAAAGAGAUAUUUAUGAAAUUACUCGAGUGAAUGAAAAUCACGUACUUAGGCUAUUUGCAUUUUCAACUGUGCUGGUGAGGUUACUUCGGCAAGGACUACGAACGUACGAUACCCCUAGAUAUCGUCAGUUUGCUAAGAGAUUGGGUCGUCUUAUUCGACAUACUGUGCAGUAUGCAUCAGACCAUUGGGAGUGUUUCAGGAGAUGCAACCGUUGGGUUGAACCAGCUAUGCUGCAGCGUUUGCAAAUUGAAUAUGAUGCAUUCUUCUUACGAGCAACACGGUGCAUCUUCUCUUCACAAAGACUUGGUGCAUGGCAAUUUUUAGCUGUAGUGCCUUACAAUGUAGUGUCUAUUUCUACACUUUGGCGAUUAUUCUAUAUUUUACAUGAAGAUUAUCAAGAAGAAGAAAAUUUGAGCCUACACUGGGACACACGGCUAGAUUGGGAAAGAAAACUUAGUGAUCCAGAUCUCAGAAUUCAAUUUGAAGAGAAACUUACCACAAUGCCAGAAGCAGAAUCAUAUUAUCUCUUGACUACUUUCGCAAAUAUGGCAAUGGCAAGAGGAUCUUCAGAUAGAGACUUUGUGAAAGCAGCAACAUUAGAUUUAUUCCAGAUUGGUUUUCUCAGUUCUGCUACCCAAGAGUCGUGCUCUAAAUCUGCUAGAGUAUUGCUUUCAAAUAUAACAACUAAACAUCCAAGUUUACUUUCUGACAUUCUGGCAAAACUCAUGGAUAAUUUUACCCAAGCUGGAAAACUGAGCCUUUAUUUAUUCAAAGACCUGCCUCUGCGUCUCUGGAAUCCUAGUGACAAAGAUUUAAAUACAAUUGCUAAUUGGUUACUGAAUUGCCCUCUUGCAUCCACUGAAAAUAAUCUUGCUCGUCUAAUUUUGAGUAAUCUAAAUUGGGGUUGCACAGAGCAGUCAUUAUGUCUUGAAUUGUUCUUUCAUCGAAGAGUGGCUGCUCUUGUUGUUGAAGCAGCUUUAAAGUUUGUGCCAGAAGCCAUGGGCAGUGGUGGAACAGCCAUGAUCACAGAGAGUGUUAAACAGGUGUCAAAUUUAGCCACGUCCAUUGUGAGACCUCAAUCCACUGAACAAAUUUUUAGUCAGUGGGCUUGGGAAAUGCUGACACGAUUGCGCUUGCAUGCCCUGGAUCAACCAGACCAUGCUGUGUGGACAGCAAUGGCCAAUCCUGCUACAGCAUUUGCAGGUGUUCCUGACAUUGAAAAUGAUUCAACUCUCGAAAGUGUACUUAUGGGUGUUCGAGACAGACAGCCAAUUGCUUGUUAUGCUGCGGCUUUGAUGAGCAUUUGGGGUCAUAGUGUACCUCUCCUGUGUACAAAAGGUUUCAACAUGCUUCAGAUAUUAUUAUGCCAUUAUAAGUACGAUGCAGUUUUGGGAGUCCUACAACAUUUCGUUCCUUUGUUUUUGGAUUGUGAAGAGUCUCUAGUCAAGAAUGAAAGAUUUGUGUCCAUCUUAAUUUCAAUUCUGAUGGCUGAUAAAACAUAUAUGAAAAUGGCUAAGAAUCUAAUAGCUCCAGAAUUUCCUGGCCCAGUUUUGAAGCAGUUUGGAAAUAUGAUAGAAUAUCAAAUGGAAAAUUGUCGAAGGUACAGUCUAAAUAGCCCUCGUCCUUUUAUUCAGUUAUGGAUGGUGAGCUUAUCUCAGAUUUCUGACUGGACAAAAGAGAAUGGCAUUAUAUACCUCAUGGAUGUAAUGUUAAGAUGUGCCUUCUUUCAUGUGGAAGCCCGUGAAACUGCUAGUUUUCUUUUGAACAAAAUGUAUCAGCUAGCAUUAUUGGAAUUGGACGAUGAGACGAUGUCAAGUCCAAGACAUGGCAGUACUUUUUCUUCUUUCAUCAGUUGGGUAGCUUCAGGUACAGCCAAUGUGGUAUCAUUACUACCUCGAUCAUCUAUUCCUGAAUGUCCAUGGUAUGCUUAUUUUGUCUUGGAAAUGGAGCAAGAAUUGCAAGAAGAAAAAACCGGAUUGUGGCGAGAAGUUUUGAAGGAGUUAGCUGCUACAACUGGGAAGGCCAAUAUUGAUCAAGCAGUAAAAAGAGCUGCCCAGUCUUUGAAAAUUCCUGCACCACCAGCUAGUAGUCUCUUCAUAUAUCGUUGGGCACAACAAGCUCUUGAUACACCUUUGGAUCACCCUUUGUUGCCUUUAAUUUGGCAGAAAUUUUUUGUUUUGUUUUUAGCUAGAGUGCCUUCAGCUUCUGGUGUUCCUGACAGAGGAUGUGUUGGUGAUAAAUUCUUUGAAGGAAUGUUGAAUCUGAGUUUUCAUAAGAAGUUAAAGAAAAGAUUACAGGAAGCUUCAGAGUUCUAUCGGUCAAAGAGCACCGAAACUGGAGGUGAUUCACCUCAAGCCGAGGAAGCCAAAGAAGACCAAUCUGAAACAGAGGAUGUUGGAGCUGAGAAAAAGGAAUGGUACACAACUUGUUCCAAACUUUUAAGGACAUUUAGUCUGUGGCUGGAAGAACCAAGACUACAAGAGCCUAGUUUGUUUUUGCCUGCCCUUCCUCCUCAAUAUAAUCCCUCUAAACUUGCUGGAAUCAUCCAGGGAGAUAAAACUCCUUGGUUGGAGUAUCUGGAUUAUGCUCUUGUUAGAGGGAAUCAACAAAGUGCUGCUUGGGAUUGGCAGGUGGCACGAUAUCGCACCCUUGAUCCCUCAGUUAAGAUACUCUUACCUUCGCCUGAAGAAACUGAUGAUCCUUCAGACAGAAUUCUAAAACGGCUGCAGUCAUAUGAUUCUUCAGUACCCCCGCCACCUCUGAGGCCAAGUAAACCUGUAGUACCAACAGUUUCCAAUGACAUGCUUUACAACAGGGGUACCAUGCUCAAUGGUCUUAAACCAUUCUUCAGAUCUCUUCUAGAAUAUGCUCAAAUUUACUCUCUGCGUAUGUCAGAACAUACUGCUUUGGACUGCAACUUUUUAGAAUUAGUGCCUGCUUUGUAUCGUGAUGUGGAAAUGGAAAUUAUCCUUCAUGCUGCUUGUGAUAGUGAGCCUCAAAUGUCUAGAAGGGAUGCUGCUUUGACAUGUGCUGGACCUGCUGCUAUAAGACUCAAAGUGUGUGAAGCUCGAGUCAGUGAAGGAACAGAACAUAUGAUUCAACAAAAUCGAGGAGAAUAUGAGACUGUUUUAUCUCGAGCCACUCAGCCACCUCCUCAGAAAGUGUGUGUUGGAAGUGUAUUCUUGGAACAUACAAUUAUGUUACUUGAAAAUGAAUACAUGCAGAAUCGAGCAAAUAAUAAUACAGAAAUGGUAUUAAGAUUACAAGAUGUUGGAGUUACUCUUUUCUAUCACAUGAUUGGGCUGUAUAAUGAGGAUGCUGCAUUUUAUCCUCCGACUAAGCAACUUCUUACUAGUUGCCUUGAACGCUUGGGCCAGACUUUUGUUUCGGGAGAUGAGAGCCAGUGUAUGCGUCUACUUACCACAAUUAUUCAACAGCCACAAAUGGGUGGCAUUCUUGGACCACAUUUUACUCCAGCUGCUGCAAGCACACCUACUUUCCUACAGAUGUAUCAGACCGUUGUUGGCAUUGUAGAUCAACAAGCACCUGAACGUAUUUUUGUUCUUCUUUCCAAGUUUGAUGUACCACGGUGGCUGGUCUCUCGGCGACCUAGGUUGAGUGAGCGAUCUCAGUUCAUAGAGUUGGUGGGCAAAGCUCUUACCACUGCUGGUUUGAAUCCAGAAGAUGAGAAGCUUAUUCUUCAUGAAGUAUUUCGAAAACAUCUGCGUUUCCUUCUUAUGUACGACUUUCCUGAACAUUAUGGUGAAAUCUUGAACCUUGCACUCCGCAGUAGUGAAACCCAGUGCUUGGCUCUUGAUGUGUGGUUCGAUAUUCUUAAUGCCCUUGUUGCUGGAGGAGAAACAGCUCAACGAAGGCUUAAACAAGGUCAAAACUUAGGAAAAAUAAAGGAAGAAAUUCGCAGAUAUGCUACAGAACAAAAUUUACUGACACAUAGUGAGCUGCGAGAAACUGCAUCUUUGGUUGGAAGCCAUUUUAUGAAAGAGAGACUUCAGUAUGGUUUAUAUGGACUAUAUCCUAAAUACAGGGUUUACAUUGAACCUUUGACUACAUUCUUGGGGAUGAUAGGACAUGCAUUAGUGGUCAGUACACUUCAGCAUGAUCGAGGCACAUUGUCUGACAAGUUGUGUGAGCAACUGUGGCCUUCAUUGUGUGAUAUGUUUUCACCUUGGCUUACGCCAUACUGGACAAAAAAUUUGAAAGAACCAACUGCUGCAUGGAUCCAGCAAUUGACAGAUGAUCGAUCAGUAUUACUGCCAUGGAUUACUGCUGAUGGACCUCAUGCUCAGCGAAUGGUAGCAAUGUUUGUUGAAUGUGUUCGAUUUAUUUUAGAUACAUUGCCAGCUUGCAGCAAUAUUCUGUGCUUUUUGUGGCAAAUGUAUGUGUCUAGUUUUGCUCAUUCUGCUGUUAAAGAUUACAUAUUAAAUGUUAUGCAUGGCAGCUUACAAACCUUGCCUUGGGAUAGGUUUUGGCCAAGCAUGCAAGAUUUAGAACUCAUGCUGAAGGUAGUUGAUCAGUAUCUCCCAGAUUGUCAUUCCUUUCUUGGUGCUGUAUUUAUUGAAAUACCAUGGUGGAAUUGGGUGGGUCAUGUUCUCAAUUCAUACUCCAGUUCUGUGUCAACACGAGCUCAUGUGUGCUUGUUACAUCUGCUGGUAAAACUUGCUAGUGAACCUACUGUGCGACAGACUGCAAAAGUUACUCCACUUCUUCAAGAAUCUCAAAAAUUUGCCUGGCAUUUAUUAGAUUCAUCAGCAUAUGAGCCAGUUAUUAAUUGGUGUGUAAUGAGCCUAGACCCACGAGUUAUACUCUCCCUGGAUAGUGAAGAAUCUAAUCCUAUUGAUAAUGCGGUUUUAGAAUUAUUGCAGAUUGUUGCUGCUUAUGUUCCCACAUGUACUCAUUUCCACACCACUACCUUGAAAAAACGGCAAAUGUUUGUUAGAGCAUGUGUGAAAUUACUCAUUUCAUGCUCUACAAGGUAUGGGACAUUAUUGAAAAAGAAAGAAAUAUUAUUCCGGGCAGCUAUUCAUAAACUGCUGGAUGAUGUUGAAAUAGUUGUAUCUGCAAGUGUGCCACUACUCCAACAAGUUCCAGAAUCUGGUCUUCUUCUAUCAGAAGUAUUAGUUAUAGUGAACCAAUCCCCUACUAGCCCUUUAGCGGUCCUUACAAUAGAAAGUUGUGUCUUAUGGCUUGGAAGAAGAGAUUGCUCAAGCAUAGUCCUUCAGGGUUUUUUUUGUGUUUUGGGAACUGCACUCACUGUAUCUGAAGCUCUGGGAACUAUUCUUGAAGCAGCAUUGCAGUCCUUUUUUAAGAAGUCUGUGACACAAACAGCACCACCUACAUGGCAACAGGCUAUUGCUAUUUUGCAACCUGUUGUACCAAGGCAACCACCAAUUGAAGAUGUGUUCUUGUCAAAUGGGAAUGUUUUAAGUUUAUAUGCUUUAUUGCUCAAAAAAUUACCAAUGUGUAGAGAUAUUCGUGAAGAAGCAAAUGUGUUGGAUACCCUGGUUGAAUGGUUGAUAUCAAUUAAAGCUACUGAAGCAUUGGAAUCUAAAUUGCCACUGUUAUGGAGUAAGAUACUAGCUUUGUCCUUACGCCAGUGUGAACUGUCUGGAGAUGUGGCAAUGGCUGUGAAGAGUCUACGUAAAUUAGUACAAAUUUUAAUGCAGCUAGCAGAAGACCGUAGUGUUGGAGGAUGGGGUAUUUUAGGUGCUAUUGGAUUACGUAAACAGUCUCCCGUAUCUGUCAAAUGUCGACUUCUGGCACGAAUAACAUCAGUGUAUGUUUUAUCACAGUUACCUGAAGGUGAAACAAAUCUUGUUAGAACAUCUGCAAAUGCUCCUGGUGCUUUAUCAAAUACUAAUUCUCCUGUCAGGCCUAAUGCACCAGAAUGUGCUCUGCCAACUCCCAGUGCUGAUGCUUUGAAAGCACUCGGUAACUUAGAGGCUCUUGCAACUAAUAAGAAUUAUGUUGAAUUGAAAACCUGCAUUGAUCUGGGAGUGAAGCACAUUGUAGAUCCAGCAAAUUCAUUGCAUAAUGCAUCUCAAAUUUUGGGUAUCUUAGCCAAUGAAUUAUACCAGUAUCAGUACCUAUUGGGACUUAAAGUCUUAUAAACAUUACAUUGUAUACCUCAUCUUUUCAAUGGUGCUUUGGAUCUUAUUUCGCUACAGAAGUCAAACAAGAUACAAUUUUUAGAAUUAUUGGAAUUUAUUUGUAAUGUUAACAUUUGGAUGUCAGCAAAAUAUUUUAUUGUAUAUAUGUUCAAAUUGUGUUAGUUACUACUCAAAGAAUAGUUAAAACUGUAUUAUCGACAAUUUUCAUGUACUGAAAGAGUUUUACAUUGUUCUUUUACAUUUCCCUUGAAAGUAAUUUGACUUUACCAGGAGAUAUAAAACAUAUUUAUUGAGUGAUGAAAUAUCAACAAAGGAAACUUACUAAAGGAAGGAGAAAUUUGAUCUCAUGGCUCUUUCCUUUCAAACUCAAUUUUAACUUGUUUACUUUUAUAUUCCAUUCUCUUAUGUAUACAUUUUAAAAAAUAUUCCUGGGGGAUAAGAAGUAAAUGUAUUACUAUUGACUGCUUUCAUGCAAAAUAGUGUAAUCUAGUCAGAUGGGAUACAUUGAGAAAUGUAUAUGUUUGUCAUACAAUUGUAAAAUGGGCUAAUAUUUUUUUUUCUUUUUCAUUGUAAAUUUUUAUAGCAAAUAUUUAACAUGGUCUAGGGUGUGCAUCAAUGCAUUAAGUGAAGCAAUUAUCACUUAGUGCAUUGGAAAUGUGAUUUUUUCUAUUGUAUCUUAUACUUGCUUGCCAGGAUACAAAGAUCAUUGUGAUAUUUUUAUUGGAAUGUGAGAGCUGUAUGAAAAGUACAUGCUGAGAACAUUUUAAGAUUAAUAAUGUAUUUCAUACAUAAAAUUGAUUCGAUUUUUAUUAGUUAUUUUUUAUUUAAAAGUACUCAUUAUUAGAGAAAAGUAUCAAGUGAAGGAAUUGUUAAAAUGAAUGAAAGGCUGGGUUCGUAGGCUUCUGCAGCCGGGGUCAAUGCAUUCUUGGCUAUCCGGGAUAAGCUGCGUCUCGGUCAAUUGUGCUGACGUUUCGGCCAUCUUGCUGUGACCUUCUUCAGAGCUAUACUGCUGUAGCAGCUGUAUACUUCU